Coniophora puteana RWD-64-598 SS2 is the source of this 213-nucleotide messenger RNA. RefSeq lists its product as uncharacterized. The annotation marks the transcript as partial. NCBI's taxonomy places the organism in Eukaryota, Fungi, Basidiomycota, Agaricomycetes, Boletales, Coniophoraceae. The record is from RefSeq and is a predicted model, not a curated record. The transcript is spliced from 2 exons.
GCAACAAUUUUGUGCUCGCUAUGCCUUAACAUAUUCGUCACAGCCCUCAUAGCAGGUCGUCUCCUUCUCUAUAGACGCCGUUUCAAGGCCAACUGGGGAUUGCCUGACAAGAAACACUAUACAUCCAUGGGCGCCAUCGUCAUUGAGUCGUACCUUCCCCUAACCCUCUUUACCGUCAUAUUCCUUGUUCCGUACCUGCUCGACAACCCAGUC